Nelumbo nucifera (sacred lotus) is the source of this 2602-nucleotide messenger RNA. Its product is annotated as putative protein phosphatase 2C 6. Gene Ontology annotation, molecular function: cation binding; protein serine/threonine phosphatase activity. Gene Ontology annotation, biological process: protein dephosphorylation. NCBI's taxonomy places the organism in Eukaryota, Viridiplantae, Streptophyta, Magnoliopsida, Proteales, Nelumbonaceae. The record is from RefSeq and is a predicted model, not a curated record.
CUCUUCCUUCUUUUUCUCUCCUCUCUCUCUCUCUCUCUCUCUCUCCUCCUCUCUUUCUCUCUCCUUGUCGGCCUGCCCUGAUUGUCCUAAGUCCGCACACACUCCUGUCUCCCUCUCUCUCCACGCUAUCUAAUAUCAGAUUGACUGCUUUGGUGAAUGUGAGGGUUUCGACAGGAAGAUGGAUCCGUUGGACGACGAAGAUCUCCAUCAAGUCGGAUCUCACCGGGAAUCCGACGUGGCAUCGAAUGAUUCCGGCGUAUCUUCACUCUUGGGGACAGAAGACAGUAGAAGCACCACUAGCUCCAGCGACAUCUCCGGCGGUAGUGGCAGCUCCGGCGAGAUUCCGACCGCAGUCGUCGCAGAGGCAGUAGUGCCGAGGCUGGUUUGCCCUGCUCCAUGCGAUGACGGCAACAUAGGAGGAGAGGAGUUCUCGGUGACGCUGAUGGCGAGGGAGAGGUGCGUGGGGAGGAAGAACAAAGGAAUAACGUGGGGCUUCACUUCCAUCAUUGGGAGGCGGAGAGAGAUGGAAGAUGCCGUCGCCGUUAUUCCUGGUUUUAUGUCUUGCACAUGCGAUCAUGUUGGCGGUUGUACGGCCUCCGGUUCUAGAACCUCCGGCGAGAUCUCGCCCGUCCAUUUCUUCGGCGUCUACGACGGUCAUGGAGGCUCCCAGGUGGCCAAAUUUUGUGCUGAGCGGAUCCAUGAAGUAGUAGCAGAGGAAUGGGACAAGCUAGGAGGUGGUGGGGAUGAGUGGCGUAAGAGGUGGGAAGCAGCAUUUUAUAGUGGUUUUGAGAGGGCUGACAAUGAGGUGGUGACAGAAGCAAUAGCGCCAGAAAUGGUUGGAUCAACUGCUAUAGCAGUAGCUGUAUCAGGGUGUCAGAUUAUUUCCUCCAACUGCGGUGACUCAAGGGCAGUGCUUUGUCGAGGCACUCAAGCCAUCCCUUUAACUGUUGAUCACAAGCCUGAUAGAGAAGAUGAACUGGUGAGGAUUGAAGGAGGGGGAGGGAGAGUCAUAAACUGGAAUGGUGCUAGGGUAUUUGGAGUACUUGCUAUGUCCCGAGCUAUAGGAGAUCGGUAUUUACGGCCAUGGAUCAUUCCAGUACCUGAAGUUACUUUCAUGACAAGAAGCGAAGAUGAUGAAUGUUUGAUAGUGGCAAGUGAUGGGCUUUGGGAUGUGAUGUCCAAUGAUGAGGUCGGGGAGGUGGCUCGUCAAAUAUUAAGGCGGCGUCGCAGGUGUGCAACAGCUGAUGGAAGUUCAUCACCACCAGCACAAGCUGUUGCUGACCAUCUUACUGACAUAGCUUUCAGGAAAAACAGCUCUGAUAACAUUUCAGUCAUUGUUGUCGAUUUAAAAACAAAGAGGAAGCGCCAGCAGAGACAAUGAGAAGGAUGGGGGAUAAUUCUUCCCAAGUCCCUCUUUGCAACAAUCCAAAUUCUUUCUGGAUUAAGGGUAAGGUCAUCAUAAGAUUAUUGUUGAUGGAUGAUCUAGUGCUUCAAUAGUGAAACCAUGGAGAGAGCACCAUGUGGAUAUCAUAGCAUUGCCGCUUGCGGUUAUUGCUUACUCUGUAUAGCUGAUUGGUGAUGGACUUCAACAUUCUCAUCCGUCCAGUUGUGAUGGGGUACUGGUGCUCUGUUCUAACAGCCAAAAUUUGGUCUGUUACUGCAAUACGCUAAAUCAAUCCUUAGUUUUAUUUGGUUUGAUCCUUGGAGGUGGAUGGGGAUAAAGGUACUGAACCAUUUCUUUUUCCUGAAAAGAAAUCCUUAAUCCCUUUUUUUCAGUUUGUGUUUUGGGUUUUUUUGAAGAUCUCAGUCCUACCUUCAUUCAGUCCUAAAAUAUGAAAAGAAAAAAAAAAUAGAAAAAGGAGAGAGCAUAGAAACAAAAAAAAAAUAGAAAAAGGAGAGAGCAUCAAAGAGCUUUGAGCCAUGAAAACAUACAUUUUUUUUUUCUUGUUUUCUUUCUUGCCAAAAUGACUUGAACAAAAUACUUUUUGAGUCGAAAGCUUUAAAGCCACAAGAAAUGUUAUUUUCUUAUUUUUGACCAUUUUCUGUGUUGGCAUUGAAAUUUAGUCUGGAAAAGAUUCAUUGUGGGCAAAGUUAUGUUCUUUUAACAAUGUUUAGAGAUGUAGACAAAAAUGCAGCUUAUGGUGCAAUGAAGGCUGUGUAUCUGGUAGCAUCCAUUUCUAUGUGCUCUCCACUGGCCUUUGCUGACUCUAUUUGGAUACAAUGGCCUUAUUUUUAUAUGAAAAAUUUUGUCGGAUGGAAGAUACUGACGUGAAGGCUCAAGCUUUUAUUAUUUUUGUUCCAACUUUCUAUGACAGAGUGGUUUCUCUCUUCUUUGGAACAACAUGGAACAUAGAACUUGUCCAAGGAGGACCAACCUGCUUGUCAGUAUUGCAUUGUAGAGAUGUAAUGUUAAUGGGGUUGUGUUGGUCUUUCCUUGUUCAAUAUGUUUCCCCCCUAAUUUGCAGUUGUAUAUGUAUGAAUUAUCAAUCCUUAUUUUAUUUUGGGUAGGGCAGUUAUAUAUCCGUGUGUCAAUACUGCCAUUAAUUGUACAUGUUGUAAAUGCUCUCAAAUGUCUAUUGAAGGUGUUUCUUUUUGAGCGGCU